AUGCAUUGCCCCAACCCCCUUAAAUCUUUGUUUAUAAAAUUCCCUCUAUACACAUACCCUCCGAUCUCAAACUCAGACGAUGCAUUGUCAACCGAGAUAAAAUCUAAAACUUUUUAUUUCCAAUCAACCGCAGACCCCACCACAGACCCAGCCGCGAACAAAUUUAUCUUGGCUACUUACAACACUUUUGAUUACUCAUACAAUUCCUCCACCUUAAAAUUGUCCACCGAUCCUUGGUGUUUGUUUGUUCAAUUGUCUCUAGCAAUCAAAAAUAAUCUACAAUUGCCUACAGAUUCCCCAAACACCCCUUCAAAGCAUGCCCUGUCCAUACUAUCCCCUCACAUCACUCCAUCCACUCAUUUGCCCGUCCUAAUAGAAGACUCCUCACAUACAAAAAGAUAUACUCGAAACACAAUAGAAUUGCAUUCCACUCUCUCCGAGAAUUACAUCACUCAUCCCUCCUAUAAAUUACUUGCUCUUUCCCUAGACACAAUUCUUUACGAUUGUUAUUUCAUUCAAUUGUUCUAUUACUUAUCCAAUGAUGAAUUCAACACUCUAUACUCUCAUCAGUUCGAAUCCUCCUAUUUCAGCAACAGCAAAACUCAAUUAUCUACAAGAAAUAACUUCCAUCAAAGAAAUAAUCAUUUCUUAUCCCUACUAUCAUCAUCAUCAUCACCACUUCCACCACCGCUACUUCAAAAUUCUCAACACAACUUGUUCAAAAUUAUCGAAUCAGCAUUCUCUUCAACGAAACCAUUUUUAUUAUACUUGGAAAAUUUCACAUUCGAUACUUCACAAACCUACUUCAUUGCAAAAUUGUCAAGUUAUAUCCUAUGCAUAUUAAACGUCCCUUCUUCCACCCCAUUCCCUUUAAAACAAUUCAUCAAACUUAAUUGUCCAAACUUAAUCGCUUUAACAAAUUUAAGUUUCCAAUUUGUCUCAAAUGGUGAAACGUAA
Henningerozyma blattae CBS 6284 is the source of this 957-nucleotide messenger RNA. It is a transcript of the gene SAM35, whose product is annotated as SAM complex subunit SAM35. The record is from RefSeq and is a predicted model, not a curated record. Lineage: Eukaryota; Fungi; Ascomycota; Saccharomycetes; Saccharomycetales; Saccharomycetaceae. The transcript has a single exon. The coding region runs from base 1 to 957 and encodes 318 amino acids.